This is a messenger RNA of Helianthus annuus (common sunflower), 1734 nucleotides long. Its product is annotated as cytochrome P450 82A3-like. Gene Ontology annotation, biological process: defense response to other organism. Gene Ontology annotation, molecular function: oxidoreductase activity, acting on paired donors, with incorporation or reduction of molecular oxygen; monooxygenase activity; iron ion binding. Lineage: Eukaryota; Viridiplantae; Streptophyta; Magnoliopsida; Asterales; Asteraceae. The transcript has a single exon. The record is from RefSeq and is a predicted model, not a curated record. Bases 16 to 852 code for a protein of 278 amino acids.
AACAAUUCAAGAAUCAUGGAGUUACAUCUCUCUCUUACAAUAGCCUCAUUUUCAGUUAUUCUACUGAUUUUCCUAUUCCAAAUCUUGAUUCAAAAGAGGGCAAAGACAAGCAAGAACCAAAAUCCACCUCAAGCGAAGGGUUCAUGGCCUAUAAUCGGUCACCUACACCUUCUAGGUGGAUCUGCGCUACCCCAUAGGGUUUUGAGUAACUUGGCGGAUACACAUGGGCCCAUUUUUACUAUCAAAUUAGGUGUUCGCCAAGCUUUGGUAGUGAGCAAUGCGGAGAUGGCUAAAGAGUGUUUCACCACCAACGAUAAGGCCUUUGCCAGCAGACCCAAGUCGUUGGUUUCCGUGAUAAUGGGCUACGACUAUGCCAUGUUCGCAUUAAGUCCAUACGGGGAGUACUGGCGACAAGUGCGCAAGCUGGCUACAGUCGAACUUCUCUCUCAGCGACGUGUUGAGAUGCUAAAGCAUGAACGAGUCUCCGAAAUUAGAACAUUCAUGAAAGAUAUCUACAAGUCUUGCUUGAGAAACAAAGAGGUUGAAGAUUCUGAUAUGGUGAAGGUGGAGAUGAGAGAGUUCUUUGCCAAUUUGGUGUUUAACAUUAUAACAAGAACUAUUGCAGGAAAACGAUUCUCACCCGGUGAUAAAGAAGCUGUUGAAAUUCACGCGGUGGUUACAAAAUUCUUCGAGUUUUUGGGCACUUUCGUGGUGUCUGAUUUCAUUCCCUCUUUGAAGUUUAUGGACUUAGGAGGAUAUGUGAAAAGUGUUGGAAUUAAUCUUGAUGUUACGGGUUUUGUUCACAUGUCGCCGGUUCACAAAUACGGGUUCGCGAAGGUCGCGGGUCAAUAGUGCAAAUGAAUCAGGGGUAAAAGAGUCAAAGUUUGCAUUUUAAGGUUAAAAUAUUAAAGUGUCAUGUGUGUGAUUAAUUUGAGCACAUGCAAAAUACAAAGUUGUGAACGUUGCAUGACAGUCAAUGAUCACCGAGUAAAGUGGGAGAUAAAGAGCUAGUUUGUGGGUGAUUCAUGGGAUGGUGGACUAAGCUUUUUUUAGCAUGUGGUUGUUUAUUUGUUCUUAUAAAUAGGAUAGAGUUUGCUUUCAAUUGUACCCCUUUUUAUUAUCGAAUAAAAGCAGUAAACAUAUUUGUGAGUUUUGUGAGUAUAAAGUUUGGGGCCUGAACCAACAUUUGGUAUCAGAGCGAGGUCGAAACGAGGGUGGAGAAACGAGAGCGGGUGAAGACGGUGUUCGCCGUUUAGAGAGUCGGUUCAGAGAAGAGGGGAGUAGCCCUCUAAACUGCACGGCUAAGAAGAGAAAAAGAGAUCGUUGUUGAAGGCGUUGAUUCCAGUUGAGAGGAAGAAAGAAGAGAAGCGGGUUCCGUGUGAACCGAACAUGGUUCUAAGUGAGCCAUGUGAAGACAAAACUGAGACGUGAAAAGAGUUCUAAGUGAACCUAUCGGUUCUUAGUGAGCCGGAGAAGACGAGGAGAAGUUCUGAGUGAACCGAGUAUGGUUCUGAGUGAGCCGACAGAGAGAAGGAAGAAGGCGAUUGUGGAAGGGUUCUGUGUGAGCCGCAUGAAGAAGAUUGUUCUUUGUGAACCGAGGUGAACAGAUCUGUGUGAUCGGAAAAGGAGACGAAAUCAAGACCAGAAAAGGGUUCUGGGUGAACUAAAAUGUGUGGUGAUCUGUGUGAUCGAAUGUGUGUUCUACGUGAACGAUUUCUGUGUGAAAAAAAAAAA